Messenger RNA from Cladocopium goreaui, 935 nucleotides. NCBI's taxonomy places the organism in Eukaryota, Dinophyceae, Suessiales, Symbiodiniaceae. The record is from the annotation of a GenBank genome assembly.
GGCAGCUUGAUAGCUCUUCAGUUAGUUUCCCCCUCCCGCCAUGGGGAAGCAUUGUGGCGGCAGUCGGGAGGUGGGCAGCCGCAUUCAGCUGGACGGUGCCUGGAGCUUCCAAGCGCAGCUGGAUGCCUUACGCGCCUGCAACCGGGAGGAAGAUUGGACUUUCAAGGAAAAUUCUGUGAAGGAAGUGACCGACCGUGGACGCACUGAGGCGACAGCACGUCUUCAGAAGGCACUGGGUGAGUCGCAGCUCAUGCCGCGUCAGAAGCGAAAGGCGAUCGAGCUGGAGAAUGAUGAGGAUCGCAAGAUUACAGAGGCCAUGAAAGCGGCCGAAGCAGAUGUGCGCAAACAUGUCCGGGCGCUGCUGGCACCUUUGAAGGACUUAGAGCAGGUCCCCCGCAGCGCCGACAGCGACGCGGCGGCGUUGGCCAUCUUUCGACAGCUGCGGCGGCUGCAGGUGACCGUGGAGUGCCUCAAAUCCACCAGGAUCGCUGCGGAGCUGAACAAGCCCCGCUGGCGCGGCGCCAAUGCCGCUCCGGAGGUGCGUAAUGCGGUGACGUCACUGAUCAAAGGCUGGAGAAGUAUGUACAGGGCUGAGACCGGGAAGAGCGACGUCCUCGAUGCCACCCGGGCCAGAAAGGUGCGACUGCAAGCGGUGGACCUGGAGGAGAAGAUCUUCGCGCAGUAUCAAAGGCUCAAGGACUACCGUCGCGUGAUGGAGCUGGUCACCGAGGAACUGAUGCAAUGCAGAGACGUCAGUGACCGACUGUUGGAAGGUAGCCUCUCCGGCUACGACUUGGUCGCCAAGAAUGCGGGUCGUCUCCGCAUUGCCGCGCGCGCGGUGGACGUGGUGGAUGUGGAGGAGCCUGAGCUUGCGCAACCGGUCAUUUGAGCCACGCCUGCGUGAGAAAAAUGCUUUGACAAAUGGAUGGGAACGG